Amaranthus tricolor (Joseph's coat) is the source of this 4434-nucleotide messenger RNA. RefSeq lists its product as uncharacterized. The transcript is spliced from 9 exons. Gene Ontology annotation, biological process: lipid metabolic process. The record is from RefSeq and is a predicted model, not a curated record. NCBI's taxonomy places the organism in Eukaryota, Viridiplantae, Streptophyta, Magnoliopsida, Caryophyllales, Amaranthaceae. Bases 2057 to 3919 code for a protein of 620 amino acids.
GUUUUGUUUUGUGCAAUUCACUUUUUUCUUCGUUCCAAUUAUUGUAGGCUUUAUUGAUUGUAAUUUCAAUUUAGUAUGCUAUUGGUUUUGAGAAAAAGUUAUGAUCUUAAUUGUAAUUCGACUUUUGUUGUUUUGAGUGCGUGUGUGUUUGCAUUUCGUUCUCUUGUGGAUGUUUGAGGAAUCAAUUUUUUUUUGAUAUUGAUUGAAUUUUGACAUUUUUUUCCUCCAUUUUCCGAAAUUUAAUUAAUUUAAUUGAAUUUCGGUUUCUGGUAAUCAUGAAGUAGUAAAUGCUAAAUAUUCAACACGAUGCUUAUUUGUUGGGCUAGAUAUAUUAGUUUGUCGUGAUAAUAUUUAUAUGGAAUUAAUAAUUAAUAAUGUGCGAACUUGUAAUGGAUGGAGAACUAGCUAUACUCCUUGUUUGUAGAGAUUUAGUGAGGAUCUUUUUAGAGUUUGUGCUGUUGCCAUUGAAGAUUUUCGCGAAUUGCAAUCCUCAUGCCAAUUGUUGUUUUCCUCGCUUUGAGAACAUAUUUAAAUCCUUACACAUAGUAGACAUUAUUAUCCAACAGUCGACAAUUUAAACGUUGCCAGAAUUUCUUUAGAAGGCCUGUAUGGAAUGGGUUUAUUUUUUUUUUCCAGGAAAAGAGGCGGUGAAUUAAUGGAGUAUAAUUUGCUUGUAGUAUAGACAGAUGAAUUUUGUUAUUUCAUUGAGGAGUUGUUUGAUGCAUUCGUUCUGGUUUUUGAUUGGUAGUUCAACUGAUUGACGACGAUAAUUUUUUUGAGUUCUCAUUAAGGUUAUAUUAGGUUAUCUGCUGCACUCUGGGAUGUGCCUACUAUACUUUAAUUUAGGGUUGAUUAGUGUUGCACACAUUCGUAGUGUACGUUGUGUCGUCUUGAUCUUUCAAAAAAGUAUGCCAGUAUUUAGUGCCUUCUAAGACAGGUUUAGGCUCUAGAUUGCCUGCUAUUUUACUUUAGUUGUGAUUCAUCACCGUACACUUAACAGCUUUAUGAUGCUUAUUGAGCUGUUGAACAACUUGAUAAGCUGUGGAAUUUGUGUAUUGUCUUAGGAUUAACCAGCUUAAUCAAGUAUCAUGAAGAAUAGUUUGGCUAUGUUUGCACCAGUAGCCCUGCACAUUUACAUGUAAACAGCUGAUGAAUAAUCCAACUUACAAAUUUAUAAUGUUUAACUUCUAAAAUCAUUUUCGUUCUAGUUUGAGUAGUAAGUCCACUAAGUUGAAAUGGUUUUCCGUAACAGACAGCUAACUUAAUACAACCAUAUAAUAUGUGCCAAACAGCAUAUACUAGCAUUAUGAGUAACAAGUCAGAAGAUUAUGUCUUGCUAUCCCUUGAGUAUAAGUUUCCCAUUUUUUUAAAUUAUCACAAAUGGUUUUUCUCUCGUGUUUUUUUGUUUUCAAUCUAUUUUUCAGUCUCUUGUAGUCUGGAACUAAAACAUCAUGUUCAAGCUACUGGUAAAUACAAUCUUGGCAAUUCCAUAAUUCAAUUCUUUAAACUUAAGAAUCUUUUCUCCUGCUAAAUUUGAUCUAGUUGUAAUUCUGGUUCAAGGGUUUAAAUAGUUUUCAAGGAGUAAUACAUCGGGUAAAGGUUAUGUUCUUAGUAAUCGAAAGUCAUUUUCCUGUGUAGUUUGAUCCAAGGUUUACAUUCAUUUUGUUCCAAAGUUCUUUGAUGUGGAUAUCUUGAUAAGUAAGGGAAUAUGUUAGCUCUUUGGGUUCACUUCCUUUUUUUUUGGCACCUUUUGUUCGGUUGUUAAUACCAAAUUUUUCAAGAGACAAUUUGAAGGAAGUGUCUUCCGAUGCCUCUCUGACGCAGAGGUGAAUCGGUGAGGGAGAGCAGAAAUUUCCUGCAUGACUAUUGAGUAUUGUAACUUCAAUAGAGGUCAGUGAAGACUAUUACCUAUGAGUCCUUGAACAACAUUGUUAGAUUGAUAAAUGGCAUCUCAGCUCUUCUGCUGACUUUUUUGCCUGGAAAGGCUUCUAUUUUGGAAGGUAUUCAAGGCUGGGAACUGAGACCUACUUUUCGUGGACCUCGACUUCCACGGUGGAUGGGAAAUGGUGUUUCUUCUUUCAACCAGUUGAUUCAUGAUCUAUCUGUGGACUCUGAUGGCUCAAGUGUGGAGUUCUCUUCUGGGGAAGAGGAUGAUGGUUACUCUUCUCCUGCAUCGCCUGGAUCUCAAAGUUCACGUGUUUCUUGGGCAAGCAGUGUGAGGGAGUAUGAUAAGCAUCAAACAUUAAUUGGGUACUUACUUUCAUGGAUAUUAUUCCCCUUCAAGCUCUUGUUUGGUUUGCCUAUUUGGUUCUUUCGUCUUCUAUUUUCAAGAGGAAGUUGGUCCUCAAAUUCCCCGCGUGCUUCUUCUAUUCCUUCGCCUAGAAAGUUGCCGAGCCUGAGGGAUCAUUUUGUUCACCGUGCUACUGAUCGCAGAAGAGGAGUUAUUGAGGAUCUUCAUCUAGCCACUGAAAUUUGCAUAGAAGCUGCUUUUGAUGCUGUUCACAAGGCAGCACAUUUUAUACUUUCUCCGUCAGAGGCUUUCAGAAUACUUUCUGGAUGGGUUUUUCCUCAAUGGAGUAGUAGUGUUCAUGUUCACGAGUCGGAUGAAAAUGUUCCUACAUCUAUACUUGGAGAAGAUGAUUCGGCUCCUACUGAGAGGAAAAUAUCAUUUCACCCCCUUAAUACUGAUGCAAGAACUUGUCAAGAUGUCAUCACAGAACUUGGGUAUCCGUAUGAAGCUAUCCAUGUGGUUACAGAGGAUGGGUAUAUUCUUCUUAUGGAAAGAAUCCCAAGACAUAAUUCAAGGAAGGCAGUUUAUUUGCAGCAUGGAGUCUUUGAUUCAUCUAUGGGUUGGGUGUCCAAUGGAGUUGUGGGCUCUCCUGCUUUUGCAGCUUUUGAUCAAGGCUAUGAUGUUUUUCUUGGGAAUUUCCGGGGAUUGGUUUCUAGGGAACAUGUUGACAAGAACAUUUCGUCAAGACAGUAUUGGCGGUACUCCAUUAAUGAACAUGGCACUAAGGACAUACCUGCUAUGAUAGAGAAAAUUCAUGAAGUGAAAACAUUUGAAUUGAAGUUACGUUACCCCGACUUUGAUGAAGAAAACAGUGAUCAGCAGCCAUAUAAUCUUUGUGCAAUUUGCCACAGCUUAGGAGGAGCUGGCAUUCUUAUGUAUGUCAUCACACGUCGCAUAGAGCAGAACGCUCAUAGACUGUCAAGGCUGAUAUUACUAUCACCUGCAGGUUUCCAUGAUGAUUCAAACCUUGCUUUCACCUUAGUUGAGCAUAUAUUCAUUGCUUUGGCCCCCAUCCUGGUUAAAUUUGUGCCUGCUUUCUAUAUCCCUACUCGAUUUUUUCGUAUGCUGCUGAAUAAGUUGGCACGUGACUUCAAUAACUACCCUGCUGUGGGUGGCCUGGUUCAAACUCUGAUGAGUUAUGUUGUUGGAGGAGACAGUUCUAACUGGGUUGGGGUCCUCGGUUUACCCCACUACAACAUGAAUGACAUGCCUGGAGUGUCAUUCUAUGUUGCUCUUCAUUUGGCACAGAUGAAACGAUCCGGCAAGUUUAGGAUGUUUGAUUAUGGAAAUCCAGAAGCUAACCUGCAGGUUUACGACUCUCCGGAGCCACUGGAUCUGGGGGAAUAUUUUAAUCUUAUUGAUAUUCCUGUAGAUCUGGUUGCAGGUCGGAAGGACAAGAUCAUACGUCCAUCGAUGGUAAGAAAAUAUUAUAAGUUGAUGAAAGAAGCUGGAGUGGAGGUUUCAUACAAUGAAUAUGAAUAUGCUCAUCUGGACUUCACGUUCUCUCAUCGAGAAGAACUAUUGGCAUAUGUGAUGUCUCGUUUACAGCUUGUCAAAUCUACUCCAAAGAGACAACUAAGUAGCCAAGAUAGAUGUUUGAAGAAGGAAUUACAUGAGCAUUCCGAUUAAUGGCACAGUUCAAAGUGUCUUGCAUAUGUUGUGGCAGUUGUUAUAUAAUGUGUUGAAGUUGUGUUGAUUGGUGUAGUGUACAUAAUUAUAGUUGAGUCUGUUGUAUGACAUUGUAGGUUCAGGAUGGGUACUUUUGUUGGCUUUUAACUUCCCUGUUGUUUUAUGUUUACAAGGAAGCUGGAAACUUAAUGGAAGGAAUAAGUCGACCUCAUAAAUUUGUAAUUAGACUUUUAUGCUUUGUUUCGAUUGAAGGAAAUGGAGGAAAAAUGAAGGAUAGGAAUAAGGAGGGAGGGAGACAGAGGGGAGGGAAUAAGACGAAGAAUAUUCGUUACAUUUUGUGAAAAAUGAAUCUUUCAUGUAAUUUCAAAGGAGAAUUCAUUCAUCUUCCCUUCCCUUUCCUUUUCUUUUUCUUAUCCAUGUAUUCUUAGAAGGUUAGAGCAUUGUUAGAAAGGAAUAAUGACUAAUGUUAUAAUAAUAAUAAUAAUAAUAAUAUAUGGUGUUUUGCUUCUUUUUAA